Molecule: messenger RNA, 706 nt
Organism: Mizuhopecten yessoensis (Yesso scallop)
Lineage: Eukaryota; Metazoa; Mollusca; Bivalvia; Pectinida; Pectinidae
Exons: 4
Source: RefSeq, a predicted model, not a curated record
AUGCAACUAUGGAUGUCUGGUUGUGGAAUGAAAUUUACUAUUAUCCAACGCGACGAAAUUGCCCUUGCCAGAGUAGCUUCAAUCAUUACGCAGGAAUUUGUUGCAGCUACAGCUACAGGCGAAAAACGACUAGAUACUGUUGAUUUUGAAACAAAAUGUAUACGAGUUCUCAUUGAAAUCAAGGGAGCAAGUAGUCUGUCAGAAGCGCCUGCAGUCUGUCUAGCUGAACAGUUCAAGCAUUAUAUAUUGGAUGUUGGAUUACAACUAUCAGAAGAAUCAAAUGCCAUUUUAGAAGUAGACGAAUCAAGCAUCGAAAUAACACCGGAGCAUAUGCCUGAAGAUGGACAUCCUCUUGUGAACAUUACUCACCAAGAGUUUUUCGUUCCUAACAGCGAGGCGGUCAUCUUGCAAACAUAUAUCAUCUCAUCACCACCAGCGUGGUCAAUCGAGUGGUUUCAGAUAAAAGCUGAGGAUAACGAGAUUUCUUUAGAAAUAAACAGCAAGAAAUACUAUGGAGGCUCUGAGCUUUCACCUUCUCUGAUCAUCCGAAACAUCAAUGUUGAUGAUCAAGGAUGGUAUAUUUGUCGGGCUACAAAUAACAAUGGAACUGGAUGUAGCAAUAAAACGUUCGUUCGGAUAAACAAUGAACCAGCAGGAACAGAAGACAAUCCUGGAACAUUGGUAAAAGAUACCAGUGACAUCCAAG